Messenger RNA from Cladocopium goreaui, 1521 nucleotides. NCBI's taxonomy places the organism in Eukaryota, Dinophyceae, Suessiales, Symbiodiniaceae. The record is from the annotation of a GenBank genome assembly.
GUUUCGGCUAGGCAGGGACCCCGUUCUUUCACUGCCGGCAGACGGACCUUAGCAGUCACAGCCAUUGACCGCGGGCGGCUGCUGCGAGCUUUGGCACCGCCUUGUGCUCUCACACCCAGUGCAGGUGUGACCACCUUUGCUUCAAACGAGUUGAUCCUCAUCCUCGACUAUCACUCCCACUAUUUGGCUCCACAUUUUCUCUUCUUCUUGGGCUUUCUGGGGUUUAUGCACAUCUCCAAGAUUGCGCUGAACCUCCUCCUCCUUUUUGUGAACCAUUACUCUGGCCUCGCGGCGGCGUGCUCGACGCCACAGAGCGAUUGCAAGGCGCCAGUGGUUAUUGCAUCGAACUGGACACGUGGUCCUCUCGCGACUACAGCUGUGGGUGCUGUACCAGCGAUUGAGCUCACACCACUCCAGAGAUCCGGCUCUCCUUGCUCACAUCUGGGAAGCAAUGGAUUCUGUGGAUCCUUGGCGUUGCAAGAUGCAACCUAUGUCCACAAGAAGAAGAAGGACCAGCAGGGUUAUACUCCCGACUGGCAGGAGACCCCAUGGGAAAGUCCACAGGACACAUGGAGUCCGAGGAGAAGGUCACCGCGCAAGCGCACGCAAUCUCCGCGCAAAAGGAGUGUCAGUGCCCGUGCACGCCAUCAACAAGACCAACCAGAUUUGAUGCAUGGACAUCAAGGUGGAAAAGGACAAGAAAAGGGCAAAGGCUUCGAAAAAGGUGGAGCAGUUGCCUUUGGGCACUUGCCGCCAUCGACGCAAUGGCUCUCGCCCCCGGCAGUUCCUUUUGCCACCGACUCCAGCACUGCGCCACAGUUGACCCCUGGCACAUCUUCGACACCAUCGACAGCAAUGCAACCAUUUGGGAAGUCCAAGAUGGACAAAGAGGACCCCACACAAGAGCUCCAAGAGCUUCGGCAAUUGCAUGCAGAAGUCAAGAAGGGAGAGCAAACAGAGGAGAUCAAGAAGGCCGUAGCCAUUGUGGAAGCAAUGACUCGGAAGGAAGACGCCAAGAGCUACAAGCAAUUGGUCAGCCUCCUCGACAAAGCCAGGAAGAAAUUGUCGGAUAUCGACGAACAAUGGGAAGCAUUUCGAUCCCAAUGGUCCACAUACUUGGACAAUGCAAUGAAGAUGUGGACAGCACAUAUCGACUCUUACGAGGAGGGCGAGAACAAGUUCGCAGAGAAGCGAGCAGAAGCUGCAGCGCAUCUCCAACAAGUGCGCGCACAGCUCCACGAGGUCCACAUCCGCACAAUGCAAGGAUCUGGCACCAUUCCACAAGGAGAAUUACAAGAAGGACAGACUGCCUUAGACGAGACAAUGUCCAUCGAAGAUAUGGACACAGUCGCCGAGCCCCACUUCAACCAGUUGAAGGAGGAGCUCAAGGGCGUGGUCCAGAGAGUCAAAGACACCAUCGAGGACAAGAUGUCCAAGAGAUCACUCUCAGUGCGACAGCAAGAAGGAGAAGAAGUACAGAUUGUGGAACCUGCGGACAAGAAAGCGCGGGAUUCUCAAUAG